GCGGACCGGAAGUGCCCCAGCACGGCGGCUGUAGGGUCAGUUUGAGCUGUGGUGUCGCCAGGGUCCGGAGCCGUGAGGUCGCGGGCGGCUGAGUGGAGCCAGGCCGGGCGGGGGCCGCCGUCCCGGGCCUGAAUUCUUCGGUGUGCCCGGGCGUUGGCAUCGCCCGGCACUGCGGGCUCGGCUGUAACCCUCCUGCCACCUCCCACGACCAUGUUUCUGGCGCGCCUGACUUCGCUGUUCGCCAGGGCCAUCCCCUGGGCAGGGUGCAGUCGGCCCUGGCCUGUCUCCGCUGCACUGGGCAGCCUUGCCUGCCAGCGCCCACACAGUUUGCAGCCUGCAGGCCUGAGCAGGGCAGCCUCCCUUCCUGGCAAGGGCGCCCAGCUGGAGCUGGAGGAGUUGCUGGUUCCCAGGAAGAUGGCCAUUAGUCCCCUGGAGAGCUGGCUGACCGCCCGCUACCUCUUGUCCAGACUGGAUGUUGGGGCCCCAGGGACUGUGACUCCAGGCCAAUUCUAUGAGUGUCCACCUAGCCAAGUGGAGGAGGGGACCAAGCAAGUGGACGAAGGGGCCUGGGAUGCACCACAGAUGCAGUGCAAAAAUGUGCUGAAGAUUCGCCGGCGGAAGAUGAACCACCACAAGUACCGCAAGCUGGUCAAGAGAACACGGUUCUUGCGGCGCAAGGUCCGGGAAGGACGCUUGAAGCGGAAGCAGAUGAAGUUCGAGAAAGACUUGAAGCGCAUCUGGCUGAAGGCAGGCCUGAAGGAGGCCCCUGCGGGCUGGCAGACCCCCAAGAUCUACGUGAAGGUCAAAUGAGCCUGGAGUCCUGUUUCUGCACCCCACAUGCUGCUAGUGACCCAUUGUAAUAAACACUGGGAGGGCUCAGUGUCCUGGACUAACCUGGA
This is a messenger RNA of Chinchilla lanigera (long-tailed chinchilla), 899 nucleotides long. RefSeq names its product aurora kinase A interacting protein 1 (gene Aurkaip1). The coding region runs from base 211 to 810 and encodes 199 amino acids. Gene Ontology annotation, biological process: mRNA processing. The record is from RefSeq and is a predicted model, not a curated record. Gene Ontology annotation, cellular component: mitochondrion. The transcript is spliced from 4 exons. NCBI's taxonomy places the organism in Eukaryota, Metazoa, Chordata, Mammalia, Rodentia, Chinchillidae.